GUAGUUCUACUUGCGACGGGUUUUGAAGAUUCGACACUACACCGUCCUAUAGUUACUACUGUACGCAACAAGCUGCUACGGCCUCAGCGGUUGUUUUAUGCUCCUGUUACUAUAAAGAUCACGUACAAUACAGAUCACUGUGUUUGCCAGUAAAGGAGAAACAUUAUAAGAAUAUCUGAGAAAUUCAUUUGCUGAACAAGACAAUGUCUGACAAGACCGAGAACCAAACCUCAGACCUUCCUGAUGCACACGAAGAUCGGGACUAUGUGCUCAUGCCCAGUCUCUGCGUGAGGAGCUCUUAUUGGGUGUCUAGAGGAAAACCUGGGCUAUUAAAUGUGAAGGAAGAGGAUGAGACAGAUGACAUGAAUAGUCAUCAGACUGAAAUACAUUGGUCCCUCCCUGCCGAUGAAGAUAACGCUGAUAUAGUGAAAGUUGAGAUAACAGAAGAUCUGUGUGUGAGGCAUCAGCUGGAAGCACCCGAUGAGGAAACUAGUGACAGCAUCAGCCCAGGCUGUAUGGAUGUGACACCUUCAGAUGGCUCAGCGGUUGAGCACGGAGGAGAACCGUAUGUGUGUGAUCACAUGAAGACUGAGCAGGAUGAAGUUCCUAUAAAUACGGCUACAGGUGAAUUUACAAACUGCAGUAAUCCUAGCCCUAGCCAUGGUGAAAAUACAGAUACUUGUUUCAAUCUUCUUCAAAAUCAAAGAAGCAACAUGGAAAAUUUAUGUUCUGAAUAUGGGAUUUUUUUUACCAGGAAAUCAAAUAUUUUAAGACAUCAGAAUAUUCAUACAGGAGAGAAAGCAUUUUCAUGUUCUGAAUGUGGGAAAUGUUUUGCUCAGAAAUCGAGUCUUAUUAGACAUCAGAGAAUUCAUACAUUAGAGAAAGCAUUUCCAUGUUCUGAAUGUGGGAAGUGUUUUACUGACAAAUCAACUCUUAGAAGCCAUCAGAAAAUUCAUACAGGAGAGAAAGCAUUUCCAUGUUCUGAAUGUGGGAAAUGUUUUGCUUGGAAAUCAACUCUUAUUGCUCAUCAGAAAAUUCAUAUAGGAGAGAAAGCAUUUUCAUGUUCUGAAUGUGGGAAAUGUUUUACUUGGAAAUCAUCUCUUAUUGCUCAUCAGAAAAUUCAUACAGGAGAGAAAGAGUUUUCAUGUUCUGAAUGUGGGAAAUGUUUUGCUCAGAAAUCAAUUCUUAUUAGACAUCAGAUAAUUCAUACAGGAGCGAAAGGGUUUUCAUGUUCUGAAUGUGGAAAAUGUUUUGCUCAGGAAUCAAGUCUUAUUAGACAUCAGAUAAUUCAUACAGGAGUGAAAGGGUUUUCAUGUUCUGAAUGUGGGAAAUGUUUUGCUCAGAAAUCAAUUCUUAGUAGCCAUCAGAUGAUUCAUACAGGAGAGAAAGGGUUUUCAUGUUCUGAAUGUGGGAAAUGUUUUGCUCGGAAAUCAAUUCUUAUUAGACAUCAGAUAAUUCAUACAGGAGAGAAAUCAUUUUCAUGUUCUGAAUGUGUGAAAUGUUUUGCUCGGAAAUCACAUCUUAUUCGACAUCAGAUAAUUCAUACAGGAGAGAAAGCAUUUUCAUGUUCUGAAUGUGGGAAGUGUUUUACUCUGAAAUCAUCUCUUAGAAGCCAUCAGAGAAUUCACACAGGAGAGAAAGCAUUUUCAUGUUCUGAAUGUGGGAAGUGUUUUACUGACAAAUCAACUCGUAGAAGCCAUCAGAGAAUUCAUACAGGAGAGAAAGCAUUUUCAUGUUCUGAAUGUGGCAAAUGUUUUGCUCGGAAAUCGACUCUUAGAAGCCAUCAGAAAAUUCAUACAGGAGAGAAAUCAUUUUCAUGUUCUGAAUGUGGGAAAUGUUUUGUUCGGAAAUCACAUCUUAUUAUACAUCAAAGAAUACAUACAGGAGAAAAAGCAUUUUCAUGUUCUGAAUGUAGGAAGUGUUUUACUGACAAAUCAACUCUUAGAAGCCAUCAGAAAAUUCAUUCACAUGAGAAAGCAUUUUCAAGUGCUGAAUGUGGGAAAUAUUUUACUCAGAAGUAAACUCUUACUAUAUAUCAGAGAAUUCAUAAAGGAGAGAAAGCAUUUUCAUGUUCUGAAUGUGGGAAAAGUUUUGCUCUGAAGUUAAAACUUAUUGCACAUCAGAAAAUUCAUUUGGGAAAUAAAGCAUUCUCAUAUUUUGCACAGAGCGAACUCCUAUAUUAAGCCCUUAUUUGGUUUAGGAUAGCCCUCUAGCUGCAUAAAAUGCAUUGUGCUGAAUUAUAACAAAUAAUAUUUUUUGUCUUUUGAUUUCCAAAUUCAAAUUUUAUUAAAAAUAAAAAAACUGAAUUAUUUUAGAAAGGUUACUUAAUAUAUUUAUAAAUCCAUAAAUGUUUUGACUAAAUUUGUGUAUUGAAAUUGUAAUAAAAAUAUGAUUUAUUUCA
Molecule: messenger RNA, 2401 nt
Organism: Bombina bombina (fire-bellied toad)
Lineage: Eukaryota; Metazoa; Chordata; Amphibia; Anura; Bombinatoridae
Product: gastrula zinc finger protein XlCGF26.1-like
Exons: 7
Coding region: 204-2021 (605 amino acids)
Biological process (GO): regulation of cytokine production; regulation of immune system process; negative regulation of transcription by RNA polymerase II
Source: RefSeq, a predicted model, not a curated record